Adineta steineri is the source of this 1121-nucleotide messenger RNA. NCBI's taxonomy places the organism in Eukaryota, Metazoa, Rotifera, Eurotatoria, Adinetida, Adinetidae. The record is from the annotation of a GenBank genome assembly.
GAAAAAAUACCAGUCUAUCGAAGAAAACUAUUACGUCAUCGUCAGCUACAUUUGAAAUCGAAGAAGGAAAUUGUCAAUGUUCGUCCAAAAAUUAUUCUUGAUCUUAUUCGACAUUCAUUUACUUCCAAUGAAUUGGAUUAUCUUUCCCGAGGUCCAAAUUAUAUUAGACCAAAUCAAAGUGUACUUCGUCCGUAUAAACAACGACAGAAACAGAUUAACACAGAAUUUGAUACUAAUAUGAACAGGAUAAAGAAAUAUAUGAGUAAUCUCAAAGAUCCAGGAAAAUUACCAUUAACAUCACCAUUAUAUAACAUGUAUUCAGAUCGUCUUCGAACUUAUCUUCUUGAGCGUUAUAUGACUCCAUUACCGUUGAUUGAUCAAUUACGUGCUCGACGAGAAUUAAAACUAGUCAAAUCUAUUCAGCGAAAAUUAAAGAAAUAUAAGCUUAUUCUUCGGCAAACAGAUAAAAGUAGUGUAUUUCAUAUUGGUUAUGCCAUUGAUUAUAAACGAAAAGCAGUUAAAUAUCGACAAGAUACAGGUGCUUACGAAGAAUUAAAUGUCAAUCCAUUUAAUGAAAAUAUUUACAAUGUCACUCAUUCACUAAAUCAAUUAAAAACAAUGUCAAAAAUCGUAGAAUAUCAACGUAUGCAGAUGGUACCUGUUCGUGAAAAGACACAAUUAGCUUACAUGUAUUUUCUUCCUAAAUCACAUAAAAAAGGAACACCACUUCGACCUAUUGUCAACACUAUACAUGCAGCAACAGCGAAAAUCUCCAAAUUUUUAGAUCAAUUAAUUCGACCUUUAUUUGAUCGAUUUGUUCAUCAGACGAGAAUUAUUGAUGGUGUUGAUCUUCUUAAGAAAUGUAAGGAUUAUAUUCAAAAUGGUCAUUUGAAAUCAACUACUUUCUUUGUUACUUUUGAUAUUACGAACCUUUAUACGAUGUUACCACAAGAAGAAUCAUUAAAAAUUCUUGGUGAAUUUCUUCAAGAACAUCGUUGUGAUCGUGUAAAUGAGAUUUCGAUUGACACAAUUAUUGAAUUAGGUCGGAUAGUACUGCAAGCAAAUGUAUUUGUUUAUGGUAAUAAAUUCUAUCGACAAAUUAUUGGUGGAGCAAUGGGAUC